UAUUCGUCUGAAAAUAUAAAAUUUUUCAGUACUCAAUAAGCAGUUUACUUCGUUAAAAGGGAAGUUAUGAUGCUGUACUUCACCAAAAUGCUUCAAAACAUAUUUUCGUUACGCAAAAAUCAAAUAAUUAACCGCACUAUGACUGUUUUCUGAUGAAAAUUUGUUUUUGAGUUAAAAUUUAGACUGCAGAAAAACCACCAGAAACGUUCAAUCGGCAACUAUGGUUUCUUGCUCGAAAAUAAACCUCAGGCUCCUGCCGAUGAAAGCUGUUAUGUUUGGCUGGUUUGGUGCAAGUGCCUGCGCCAUACCCUUCAUGACAAUUCACAUGAAAGAACUCGGAUUGACUGUAGAAGAAACAGCGGUGGUUUACACUUUGCUACCAAUAACUCAGUUCUUAUCGUCACCAUUGGCAGGAUUUAUUGCUGAUAGAAUCGGUAAAUACAGAGAUGUGCUGCUAUUGUCAAUAUUAAUGACAAUCGUAAUUGCAACAGCCCUGCUUUAUGUCCCACCAAUAAGCCCAAACAUAACCAGAAAUAACUCUGCAGCAGAAAUUUACUGUAAAAAUGAAAGACUCAUUUUUGAGCGGUGUGACAAUUUUUCAUUACUUCAAACGACAGAAAAGGAGCUUGAAUUACAAAUGUGCAAUAUGCGUUGCGAUAAGUUGACUUUCAAAAACAGCUUUAUUGACAUGCCAUUAACUAUAAAGCUCAUGAAAAAUUCAAGGGACUGUGCACAUGAAGUCGAAAGCAUUAUCAUCCAAAAAAACAUUUCAUCUUUAACAUGCGAUUUGCAUUCGCCAUCCAUCCCAUCAAAUUGCAGUAUUAUGUGCCAUAUGAUGAAUAGUACCUUGGAAAAUCCUGCAGAUUCCAAAAGUGGAAGGCAGCUCACAUUUUACCUAUACUGUACUUUUAGAAUCAUUUACAACAUUUUCUCUGCCAUUGGAUUCACCUUGGUCAAUUCAUCCGCAAUUGCUCUGACUGAAAUGGAUCGUGAAUCAGGAGAAUACGGUAGACAAAGAUUCUGGGCAAUACUAGGAAUGGCUGUAUUUUCACCUUUGGCUGGAAUAAUGGUGGAUCUCAUUAGCACUGAAGAUGGUGUAAUGAACUAUGCCCCAGCUUUUCACUUCCAUAACGUUUUAUCACUACUUACAGGCAUAGCAGUAUGGUAUUUAAAUUUCGAAAUAGAAGACACAGAAUCAAGCUUUGUUGAAUCUUUCAAAAACUUCUGGCAAUUAGUUAAAAGACCUUCAAUUUUCUUCUUACUUAUAGUGGUAUUUUGGCUCGGAACGAUGUGGGGAUUCUUGGAAUCUUUUCUCUUUUGGUUUAUGAGUGAACUUGGAAGUCCAAAGUAUAUGAUGGGCCUAACGGUCACGAUAGGUUCACUUGCUGGUCUGCCAUUUCUGCACUACUCAAGAUACAUAGUAUCGAAAAUCGGACAUGCUAACUUAUUAUCCAUUGCCGUUUUCAUGUACAUGAUUCGUGGAAUUGGCUGUUCAUAUCUCAUAGAUCCAUGGUGGAUAUUGCCUUUUGAAGUUCUCGAAAUAUUCACUUAUCAUCUAAUGUGGGUUGCUGCAGCAACUUAUGCUGCUCAACUUUCUCCUCCUGGUCUUCUGGCAACAAUUCAAGGAAUCAUAGAAGGUGUUCACUAUGGCGUAGGUCAAGGAUCUGGGAGCCUGAUUGGAGGUAGUUUAAUUAGCAGUUUAGGAUCACGUGCUGCAUUUCGAGUCAUGGGCGGCAUUUCAGGAGCCGUAGCCCUAAUUUAUUCUAUUUUGCAUUUAGUUUGGCUACGAAAAGAAACUCCAAUAACUCGCCCAAGACGAGCAUCCAUCAAAUUUCACUCCAGUUUUAACAGUAAAGAAAGAAAAAAUUCAACUUUAUCCUCAGUGGAAGUCAAUGGAACAACUAUACCUCAUGCCAUGGAACUACAAGGAGGAACUAAUUGAAGAUCAGACAAUAAAUAAAUUAUUAAUGAAUAUAGUUUCAAGCAAAAAUUUCUUUCAUUAUUAUCACAACGCUAUUUUAUGUGUAUCUUUUCCAAACGGUAAUUUAUAUUUUUAACAGUUGUCACAUUUUUAA
Uloborus diversus is the source of this 2075-nucleotide messenger RNA. Its product is annotated as major facilitator superfamily domain-containing protein 6-like. The transcript has 6 exons. Bases 221 to 1942 code for a protein of 573 amino acids. Lineage: Eukaryota; Metazoa; Arthropoda; Arachnida; Araneae; Uloboridae. Gene Ontology annotation, cellular component: membrane. The record is from RefSeq and is a predicted model, not a curated record.